This is a messenger RNA of Sorex araneus (European shrew), 3151 nucleotides long. RefSeq names its product zinc finger protein 234-like. The coding region runs from base 426 to 2048 and encodes 540 amino acids. NCBI's taxonomy places the organism in Eukaryota, Metazoa, Chordata, Mammalia, Eulipotyphla, Soricidae. Gene Ontology annotation, molecular function: RNA polymerase II cis-regulatory region sequence-specific DNA binding; DNA-binding transcription factor activity. Gene Ontology annotation, biological process: regulation of transcription by RNA polymerase II. The transcript is spliced from 4 exons. The record is from RefSeq and is a predicted model, not a curated record.
GUGCCUGCCUGAUGCAGUGGGGUGGAGAAUUGGAGAACAGUUCUCUUAAGGGCAGUUCUGCCGCGCAGGGGAUGGGGGCCUCCUGCCAGCUGAGGUUUAGCUUUACUGGGGACUCGCUUCCCCCAAAACCAUCAAGCCGCAGCUGAAGGGCCUCCGCUGGGUGCUCCCCUUUGAUCCCGGCUGGACUCUUUCCCAGGCCACCUUCUGUCUGGGGGACAGAGAGACGACAGAACCUCAUCCUGAUUUCUCGGGACAGAACUGGUCGCGGUUCAGACCCUGCGUCCUUCCUUCAGCCUUUCCUUCUUCGAAAGGAACACCUCGCCGCAGUGCACCGCUGUUCCUCAUGUUUAGACAGUGUGGGGCCCAAUCAGCUUCUGGACACACCAGCCCUCAGGAGUCCAUUUCUCCAGGAGCAGGACAGAAUAAUGACUGCAUUUAAGGAAGCGGUGACUUUCAAGGAUGUGGUAGUAGUCUUCACAGAGGAGGAGCUGGGGCUGCUUGAGCCCACCCAGCGGAAACUGUACCGGGAAGUGAUGCUGGAGAACUUCCGGAACUUGCUGUCCGUGGGAGUCAAGCUCCAGCAUGAGAUGGAGCGUGUUCCAGAUGCAAAGCCCUGUGAAGAACUUGCCUGCUGGUACAUCUGGCAGCAGGUGGUACGUGACUUCAGGAGGUGCCAGACAUCUGUGAUCAAGAAAGCUCAGUUCCAGAAACAUGAGGGGUCACCAGGCCAGGUGGGGGCAGGACGAUCUGUAACUCACCCAGCCCCGCGUCCCUCUCGGGGAUGCCGGUCCAAAAAGUCCCUCAGCAACGUCUCUAGCACCGAACUUCCACAGCCACUGGAUGCUGGAGCAAAGCCUCACGCAUGUGGCGAGUAUGGAAAAAGCUGCUUUGCCGAUUCUACCUGUCACCCACGCCAGAGAGCCCGCCCAGGCCAGAAGCCAUGUCACUGCAAGACAGAGCCAAGGAAGAGCUUGCUCCUGCCAGGGCCACUGAAAAUCCCUGCCGGGGCCAAACCAUUUGCCUGUCAGCAGUGCGGGAAGGCCUUUAACCACCGUGCCACACUCAGCGACCACUGCAAGUUGCACGUUGGGGGAAAAGUGUACAAGUGUGAGGAAUGCGGCCGGGCCUUCCUGCACGCCUGCCACCUCCGCUACCACCAGAGGGUCCACACGGGGGAGAAACCCUUCACCUGUGCCAUCUGUGGCAAGACCUUCCGCCGCCGGUCGGUCCUCAACAUCCAUUAUGGGGUGCACACAGGGGAGAAGCCCUACAAGUGCGAGGCAUGUGGGAAGUGCUUCACGUGGAGCUCAAACCUCCGAAUCCACGAGCGGGUCCACACCGGGCAGAAGCCCUACCAAUGUGGCACGUGUGGCAAGAACUUCUUCUCCCGCUCGAGCCUAAACCACCACCAGAUGGUGCACACGGCUGACAAGCCCUUCCGCUGCCAGGAGUGUGGGAAAAGCUUCCGGUGGGCCUCGCACCUGCUCACCCAUCAGCGCGUACACAGCGGCGAGAAGCCCUUCAAGUGUGGGGUAUGUGGCCGGGGCUUCGUGCAGAAGUCCCACGUGCAGGCGCAUCAGAAGGUGCACAGUGGCGAGAAGCCCCACAAGUGUGAGGCAUGCGGGAAGCGCUACAAGACCAGUGUAGACCUGGACAUCCACCAGAGUGUCCACACUGGCGAGCAGCCGUACGGCUGCAAGGAGUGCGGGAAGCACUUCAGUAAGGCGUCCAACCUGAAACUGCACCAGCGCCUGCACACGGGCGAGAAGCCCUACAAGUGUGAGGCGUGUGGGAAGCUCUUCAGCCAGCUGUCACACCUGCAGUCCCACCGGCGCGUGCACACGGGCGAGAAGCCAUGCCAGUGUGAAGUCUGUGGCAAGCACCUCUGCUCCCGCUCCUAUCUGAAGCUGCACCGGCGCAUCCACACAGGCGAGAGACCCUACAAGUGCGAGGUGUGCGGGAAGCUCUUCAGCCAGCUGUCCCACUUACAGACGCACCAGCGCAUUCACCGCAGGGAGAGGGCCUACAAGUGCCAGCCCGUGUGGUGAGCAUCCAGGGUUCCAGGGCUGAGUCUCAGAUUUCCAAAAUUCCUGGAGGGAGCAGAGUAACAGGACCAGGGGGAAGGCGCAGGCCUUGCACGCAUCCCUGCCAGUGCGACACAUGUGGCAAAAACUUCUCCCGCUUGAGCCAGAACCACCACCAGAUGGUGCACAUGGCUGACAAGCCCUUCCACUGCCAGGAGUGUGGGAAAAGGUUCCGGUGGGCCUCGCACCUGCUCACCCAUCAGCGCGUGCACAGCGGCGAGAAGCCCUUCAAGUGCUUAGGGUCUCAGGGGCCCCCACUGGGAGUGGAUCCCAGAGCCCAGCAAGGAAUAAACCCUGAGCACAGCAGGUGUGACUCGAAGACAAAACCAACAGCAAACACCAGAAUUCCUGGUAGUGAUCAGUUGUGCCCUGUCUGGCUGGAACUGAACCUUUGGGUUCAGAUUAUGGCUCAGCCAAAGAGCGGCGGGGCCAGUGAGUGUUCAGGGGUACGGGCACAGCUUUGCCAGAACCUCAGGAGUCCCAUUGGCACUCAAAAGACAGGUCUUAAGACAUGACCCAUGUGGAUGUUUAAAAAACCUCGAAAGACAGACUUGGGGGACAAGUGGGAGAUCACGAAGCUCUGCCUAUGGGAGGCCCACAAUGGCGCCCCAGCACCAUGGGGGCCAGUCUUCCUUGAGAAUAAAGAUAAAGAUGGACGUUAAAGUCAAUGUCUGAAAAAUAAAUAAAUAAUAAAGUCAAUGUCUGGGCCCCGAGUGAUAGUACAGUGGGGAGGGCAUAUGCCUUGUACACGGCUGACGUGGGUUCAAUCCCCAGCAUUUCAUAUGGUCCCUCAAGCACAGCCAGGAGUAAUUCCUGAGUAGAGCCAGGAGUGAGCCCUGAGCAUCACCAAGGGUGACCUAAAAACGACAAAAUUAAAGUUAAUGUGCAAGAAUGUCCAGUUUCUGCAAACAGGAGUUUGCAGCUGUUCCUGACAUCAGCUGAAGACAAGUGAGCACAUGUUCUCCAAGGUGGCCAUGGAGGAAGGGAAUGACAUCAUUGCAAAGGUCAUCUCUUGUCACAGCUUUGUAGCUGACCACCAAAACACUGCCUUGCUUAGAGCUGAGAGG